CUGUCCCUAAUCCAUUGGCUACUCAAAGAAUAGUGGGCGGCGAACUCACUACUAUUGAACAAUACCCGUUCCAAGCUGCCCUGCUCAUGUCAUGGGACUUGAGCUAUUAUGGACAAAUAUGCGGAGCCACCAUUAUAAAUGCGAGAUCUAUUUUGACCGCUGCUCAUUGCUUUUGGUACUUCAUAGAACCUAACCGAUACCGAUUCAGAGUUGGUUCCUCGUACGCCAACAACGGCGGCGUUGUACACAACGUUCUUGCGAACAUCAUCCAUCCAGGCUACAACCCUAGUAGCCUGGACGUCGACGUCGCCAUAGUCCGCUCGACUACCAUCAUUGUUCACACUGAGGCGGUGCAGCCAGUUCCGAUAGCUGGCCCUGGAUAUAUUAUGCCUGAUAAUUCUGAAGUUUGGGCUACAGGAUGGGGACAGACUGAUGUAACCGGUCCAACUUCGAACCAGCUCCGCCAUGUCCAGAUCUGGACAGUAAACCAAGCAGUCUGCAGAACCCGCUACAACGAAUUAGGAUACGUCGUUACCAACAACAUGCUCUGCUCCGGUUGGCUAGACGUAGGAGGCAGGGACCAGUGCAGCGGAGACUCCGGCGGGCCCCUCAUACACAAUGGAGUGGUGGUGGGGGUGUGCUCGUGGGGGGAGCAGUGCGCGCUCGCAAGGUAUCCUGGUGUUAACGCCAGGGUGUCGAAGGUUGCUGAUUGGAUUCAGGUUAAUGCUUAGUGAGAGUUUUUUUU
Cydia splendana is the source of this 745-nucleotide messenger RNA. RefSeq names its product trypsin CFT-1-like. The coding region runs from base 87 to 731 and encodes 214 amino acids. The transcript is spliced from 3 exons. Gene Ontology annotation, biological process: proteolysis. NCBI's taxonomy places the organism in Eukaryota, Metazoa, Arthropoda, Insecta, Lepidoptera, Tortricidae. The record is from RefSeq and is a predicted model, not a curated record. Gene Ontology annotation, molecular function: serine-type endopeptidase activity.